UCAUGGAGUCAAGAGUCAAAUUCCAGCACACGUCAGAGGAACCAAGGAACUGAGGAACACAGCUCAGCUCAGCUCAGCACAGCCGGUCUGUCUGUCUGUCUGCCAGCCAGCUCAGCGGACUUUACAGUAACUCGGUCUAAUGAGCGGAGACUCGGCGGAUCUACUGAUACUCGUCUCUGUUCGCGGCGCUGCGGCUGGUUCUGGUUCUGCUCUCUAGCUCUGCGGAGGAAACGGCUGUUUAAGGUGGAACCGCCGCUCAACUUCACCUAACGGACUUCUUUCUGCGAGGAACGGAUCUGCGGAUAAUAAUAGUAAUAUUAUUAAUAGUAAUAAUAGUAAUAUUUGGAGUUGAAGAAGCUGCCGGCUCUUGUCGUCUGUGCGGAGAUGAAAGACUUUCCGAGCCCUGACUAAACUCCAGCUGGUGAGGAUGUUUUCGGGGAUGGUGAAGCUCCGAAUGAGGACUGAAGGUGGCCUCUUCACAGCACCUGAAGUGGACGUUUCUCGCAGGAGGAGUUUGAGGACAACAAAUCUGUCCAGACAUCUGGACUGUGCUGCAUGUUUGGCUGGCAGGGUGCCCUGCUUACUUCACCAUGACUCUGAUGUCCAGGCGUCCUGUCCAUCUGCUUGUCUUAACGGUGACGAGAGCGCCAUCAAACCACCCACCAGCCAGGGUCAUUGUGGAGGAGAUUCUGCAGGACACAGAGCAGGUCAGUCAUUCCAGGACAUCUCUAGUCCACAGUGGCGUGGUGCCCAUGAGCAGAUAUCUCCCAGUGCCGUAGAGUGUCCUGAAGACACUCCAUCAGACGACACAUUUAACUCCAGCUUCAGCUUCAUCCAGCAAUCACUGGACUCCGAGCGCUCCUUCUGGGACACGAGUGAAUGUGAAAGUUCUAAACCGAGGACUGGAUCUACUGUAGUGGAACAGUCUGUAUUCAAAAAUGAAGACACAGAGUCUUCUCAGAUCGGUUCUGCUGAUGUACCGGGAGCAGACCAACUGCCUGGUCAAUCAGGGAAGCCGCAGAACCUCUUACUGGACGAUGAUCUGUUAGGGAUAAAUCUGGAUGCGCCCUGGCACAGGAGUGACCGACACAUGUCCUUUGGCAUGACGUCUCGUUCCAGAGACAACAUGCCAGACUCAGACACAGAGGUCACUUCCUCACUGUCGGUGGACUCCUCAGACUCCGCCUCCUCCUCCACCUCUGGCUACGAGAGCGCCACACCAUCUUCAGACCAGCGGUGGGACGUCUUCAUGAACAAGUGUGAGGGAAUUCUGCAGGAAUGCUUGCAGGAAAACCACACCAAUUCCAGGAUCGAGUCUAUGAUGUUUAAGCUCCAGAGACUUCAGCAAAAGGCAGUUCUAGACGAUGAUUAUGACACAGCCGAGCGCUUCAGUAAGAAGCUGGAUGAGCUGAUGAAGGAGAAGGCCUCUCUGAAGCCUGGACUGCCCUCCAGACACCCCAGAGUCACCUGCUUUUUAGAGCGGCUCAGGACCACCAUUCACAGUGCCCUCCGCAGGAUGGAUCCAGAUUGCAGACCGUCUGAAGAGGCCUCAGAGAGCCGCGUAAGGGCCGAGGAGAGCCGAGAGCAGCUGGUACAGGAGAGAGAGUUGAUCCAGAGGGAGAUGGCAGGGCUGCAGCUCAGGCUGGAGGUACUGCAAAAGCGGAGCCUGGCUUUGGAGGAGCAGCUGACCCAGGAGGAGCUCCAGCUGGAGACGAUGGAGAUGGAGGGAACCCUGCUGAGAGGCUACAGCCCAGCUCAGCUGCACCUGACCGGCCGAGUACUGGAGGACCUAAUCACAUCAAAGCACCGUGUCCAGAUCUCUCUGUCUCCGGGACCGAGCAUCACCAGGUUACAGGAGCAGGAGCAGAGAUUGACUUCAUCCAUAAAAGAGGCAACAGCAAAAGUGGUGAUGAGUCAGAGGCUGGGCAGUAGUCUGAGGAGGAAAGUUAGUGAGAGUGAGACGCAGUUGCUGGCUCUGCAUGAGGUCAAGCUGGCAGCUAUUUCAGGGAGUGAUUUCAGCACUGCGAAGGAGCUGAAGACAGAGAUGAGGUCAGUAUAUGAGGAGAGGGAUCAUCUGGAGGGGCUUGCAAAGAGGCUUCAGACCCUGAGCGCAGGGAGUGCUCAUGACCUGGCCCACAUGAAGGAGCAGCACAGCCAGCUGAAGAAGGAACUGCAGAAGAGAGAAGCUCAGUACGAGCAAAACCUGAAGGAGAACAUUGUUAAGUACACUGAGCUCCUGGAGGACCGACUGCACAGCUGCGGAAGUCCAGCCCUGGAGCGGAUCUGGGAGGCUGAUCUGGAGGCCUGCCACCUUCUCCUGCGGGGUCUCCAGCUCCACACUCCCACCUGCUCUGAGCCAGAGGAUCUACCCUCUCCCGCAAAGCCCUGUCCGCAGGUUCAGACCUUUUCCAAGACAGAAGCAGACUGUGCUAUGCUCACUGCUCUGGGGGGCUGCUGGGGUUCAGAGGUCAACCUGCAAAACUCUGAAUUCACCAAGAAAUUGGAAGAGUUCCUGUUCUGUUUGGAGGACGGUCAUCCUGAGGAUCUGCACGGUGAGGCGGUGGAGCUGAUCGAGCGCUGUGAGCUGAUCAGUGAAAGGCUGCUGUCUUUAGAGGAGCAGCUACUGACUGCGCUGCAGAACAGCGACCAGGACCUCACUGUGUCCUUGGAGAAGGAGGUGCAGGAGGUGAAGGCCACUCUCCAGGAUAUGCUGGCCCAGCUAAAGAAGAGUUCGUUUGAUGAAGAGGAGGAGGAGCAGGAGGACAAAGAGCAGUUUCAUGAUGUGGAGGAUGGAGAGACAUUAGAAGUAGAGGAGGAUAAUUACUUCAGUGACAGCUGGGAGAUUUGAAGGAGCAGCGUAUUGGGUGACACUCUUUACUUCAGGGUUCAUCAGGCUACAUUAGCCUGUCAUGCCCAUUGACUUAAUCCUUUAUGAACAAUAAUAAAGGCUUAUUCUUAUAGACGUCGGCCAUGAAGGCUGCUGUGGUGAGCUCUGAUGUCAAUCUCACACGACACCUGUACAGGUGACUGAUUUUAGUCUGACUGGGUCGUCAUGACACCUUUUGGUGAAAUGACCAUCUGACCCUGUAGUUUAGUGUACAUGAACCCUCAAAGAACCCAGCAUGAUUGCAGGGUUCUUUACAUCAUGAAAUUGUUCUUCAGACUGACAGAGAAUGUCAUGUAGAUGGUUCUACAUAGAACCUUUUUGAAAAGGGUUCUAUAUAGCACCAAAAGUGGUUCUUCUAUUACAGUGUCAACCUUGUAACAAUAUGAAAACCUUAUUGGGUUCUAUGUAGAACCAUUUUCAAAAAAGUGUCCAUUACAUAUUCAUGCACAUUCUCCAUCAAUCUGAAGAAACC
This is a messenger RNA of Pygocentrus nattereri (red-bellied piranha), 3359 nucleotides long. It is a transcript of the gene disc1, whose product is annotated as DISC1 scaffold protein. The transcript has 14 exons. Lineage: Eukaryota; Metazoa; Chordata; Actinopteri; Characiformes; Serrasalmidae. Gene Ontology annotation, cellular component: microtubule; centrosome; intermediate filament cytoskeleton. The record is from RefSeq and is a predicted model, not a curated record. Gene Ontology annotation, biological process: cilium assembly; neuron migration. The coding region runs from base 428 to 2848 and encodes 806 amino acids.